Messenger RNA from Trichoderma atroviride IMI 206040, 674 nucleotides. RefSeq lists its product as uncharacterized. The record is from RefSeq and is a predicted model, not a curated record. NCBI's taxonomy places the organism in Eukaryota, Fungi, Ascomycota, Sordariomycetes, Hypocreales, Hypocreaceae.
CUUUCUUACCAACACACUCUCGCAGAAACACCUGUGCUCAAAAAUGUCUGACGGAACUGGAGCCACCAACCCUCACACUGAGGAUUCCUUUGCUGAGAGCAAGGGCAAGGGAAAGGCUACUCAGGAUGAUGUUCCCCACGCCGUCGCCAUGGAUGAGGACGACGACGACGACGAGGAUGAUGACGAGGAUGAGCUUGAAGAGGAUAAUGCUGAACCAGAUGAGGAUGGACUGGAGGAGAUUGAUCUGAACAACAUUGUUGAAGGCGGACGUCGCACUCGCGGUGCCCAGAUUGACUACGCCAGGGCUGCUGAGCAGACUCCCAUGGACGAUGACGAGGACGAGGAAGACGACGAGGACUUCCACCCUCCCACCGAGGACACCGAGAUGGAGGGCUAAGAUAUCAUCCCUCUGAUUCUCUGGCUCAAUCGAGUCGCCAUUCGGUCUAUGAUUUUAUGUUUAUGGAUUCACCAGGAUUUUUCACCGCGCAGGUAGGCGGGGAGCUCAGAGCGGGAUUGAUCUGGGUAUUUAAGCUGGGGUCAUGUAACCACGAUAGGCCGCUAUUUGCUACAUAUUUGGGACGUGUUAUAUACCAUGCGGUGUUUGGGGGAACGGAGAUAGGUAGCUGAAAAUUGCACGCACAUGCUGCCACUGAGGCCAUCAACAAUCUGUUGGC